CACCUUAUAAUAAUUGUGUAGUGUUCUCUGUUCCAUCGUCAACGAUAGUGUCUGCGUACAUGUUAUCUAACUAAAUACUUCGUGUGGGAUAACUAACGUUAUUCUGUACCGGAAUUGAAAAUUAACCACGAACUAAAUCCGCAAAAUGGGUAAUUUAUCGUUAUUCGCCGUACUACUUUUAGCCCUUGUGGCGUUCGUCCAUGGCGGUGACAUGAUGAGGAAAUCCAUAGUUUUCGAUAAGAAAACACCGGACGUGUUUUAUUGUCCGCAGCAAAAACCUAAAAGUUUCGAUAAACUGUACGUUCAUGCCAAACCUUUGAGUAAACUUUGCGAAUUCGAUGGAAAACCUCCACCAAAGGGGUACAAAUCUGACUGCUAUCAUGAUUUGGAUGAAACCGAAUACGCGUGUAAAGAAAAACACAGAAUUAUGAAAAGACUACCGAAAAAGAGUUUGGAGAAAUUACUCGAAGCCACAGAACAGCAAAGCGAUUUUAAAGAAUAAGUAAAAAUGAGACUUCAUCCACCUGGCGCAUUAAGCGAAGAAGAAUCCACUAAAUUGGACGAAAACAAACGUGUCAUCAAAAGAGUAAUCAAAAAAAUUAAGAAACGACAAGAUUAGAUAUUUUCUGCUCGUAUUGACGUUAUAAAGUCUCGCAAAUGUUAAUAAGUACUUAUUAUGUUUACGGAAUCGGUGUUUUUUUUUACGUUUGUAAUUUUUCUCAUUUUUAAUUUUCUUUUACUUAAUUUUUAUUACGUAUUUUUGAAGAACCAACUGUCAAGGAACGGUUUAUAGUUCUUUAGACCUACUUAAAACUUACUCACUUUAUUUCUAUUAUUUUUUUUUACGAUGAUUUAGGACGAUUGAAAACAAAAUCAAGACUCAACAGUAUCAAAAUAUUGUGAUAAUGCAUUUAUUUUUCAACAAAAUUUUGUAUUAUUUAUGCUACUUUUUUGCUUCGUGAUUAUCUAAAUGGUGAAGUGAUUCUCAUCCGCGUUAAAUUCUUUCUGGCGUUUUGACGAAAUAGGUACUGAAACAAAAAUAAAUCAUUUCGCUUAUUAAUCCUCUUAGAAUUAAUUGGUGUAAAUUUUUUCGUAAAUUGGUAAUAAAAUGUUCGUACUACGUUUUUAAAUAAAAUAUUGUCAAACUUA
Planococcus citri (citrus mealybug) is the source of this 1149-nucleotide messenger RNA. RefSeq lists its product as uncharacterized. The transcript has 6 exons. The record is from RefSeq and is a predicted model, not a curated record. Lineage: Eukaryota; Metazoa; Arthropoda; Insecta; Hemiptera; Pseudococcidae. Bases 146 to 502 code for a protein of 118 amino acids.